UUUAAAAGGAGUUUGGUCUUCAGGAAAAUUACAGUCCUCGAUUUGAAGUGAUACUCAUUACAAUGAUGGGUGCGCGAAAUAAUUUUCUUUUUAUCACUGUUUUGUGCAGUGUUUUUAUUCUCAACACUUUCAUUAAUUCUAUUCACGGAAGUCCCGUUAUCAUAGGACCUGCCAUUCCAAUAGCGCCAGCUGUAUCCUCAAAGAUUCUCGUAAGACGCGACGUGGCAGAUGCACCCUCAACGGUAGACGUUAACAAUGACCAAGUAAAGAAAUUCGUGCAACAAGGAAUUGACAAAUUAAACGAAUCCGGAAAAAAAGUUGAACUCGAAAAAAUCGUCGAAGCAGUAUUUUUCCCACCAGCUGGAAAAUUAAUGUACAACAUUAAAAUUCAAACGAAAGAUGGUCAGGAAUGUAUGGUUCAAGUUAUGAAAGAAAGUGGUCCCGAUACAUCAGUGAUGGUUGAUUGUGAGAAAAAGAUGCGAAAACGAAGAGAAAGUGAACCUGUUCCUCAAGAUAAGCCAAUGAACAGUAAAGUUGAUGAUCCUCAAGUGAAGAAAUACGCACAAGAGGGAGUGGACAAAUUAAACGCAUCGGGACAAAAAGUCCGUCUCAAUGAAAUCGUCGAAGCUGUCUUCUUCCCACCAGCUGGAAAAGUUAUGUAUGAAAUUAAAAUGAAAGUGGAGAAUGUUGAGAAUAAAGAAGACAUGAAGGUUUGUACUGUCACUGUUGAGAAGACCAGUGGACCAGAUGUGGACGUUCACGUUGAUUGUAAUUCGAAAAUGAUGAAGAGAGCGACUGAGGAUAUGCCACAAAUUGGCGAACCUUACAUUGCUGAUAAACCUGUUUCACUAGAUGUGACAAAAUCCGAUAUUGUUAACUAUGCUAAGGACGGUCUGAAGGAGUACGCAAAGAAAUACCCAGACGCUAAAGUCGAGGUCGUCGAAAUUGUCGAAGCUUUUUACACUCCAGUCAGUGUCUUCUCUCACAGUAUCAAAGUUAAGUUUGGAAGAAAGGUAAAGGACGAAAUGAAAACUGAAGUCUGCACUGUUUAUGUUCCCCAACAUAACGGACCACUACCUAUGGAAGUUAAAUGUGAUAAUUAAAAAGCUGUGAAAUUUGUUAAAAUUUGCCUUUUUGAAAAUUAAUAUAAUCUAAAAAAUAAA
Leptopilina heterotoma is the source of this 1163-nucleotide messenger RNA. RefSeq lists its product as uncharacterized. The transcript is spliced from 4 exons. The record is from RefSeq and is a predicted model, not a curated record. Lineage: Eukaryota; Metazoa; Arthropoda; Insecta; Hymenoptera; Figitidae. Bases 63 to 1103 code for a protein of 346 amino acids.